Molecule: messenger RNA, 777 nt
Organism: Cannabis sativa
Lineage: Eukaryota; Viridiplantae; Streptophyta; Magnoliopsida; Rosales; Cannabaceae
Exons: 1
Coding region: 1-777 (258 amino acids)
Molecular function (GO): RNA-DNA hybrid ribonuclease activity; nucleic acid binding
Source: RefSeq, a predicted model, not a curated record
AUGGAUCUAAUUUUUGACUGGAGUAAAGCUUCUGCAAUGUACAACGGAGACUAUUUGGUACAUCUCUCUACAAUUUAUAACAAACAAGAGAUGGAACAAAUUAUUUGCACACUUUGGUCAAUUUGGACAGAAAGAAAUCGAGUGGUUCAUGGCUCUUCUGCAAAACCAGCACCAAUACUUGCCUCUUUUGCUGUCAAUUACUUAUCUAACUUUCGAACAACAACAGGGAAAUAUCAUGCUGCAGCAACCAACACUACUACACUUCCUGCACCAGCACCAGCUGCUACAAAAUGGACUCCGCCAACUGGUUUGGAUCUGAAACUGAAUGUGGAUGCCACCCUUGAUGCUAACCGAAAUAUUAUUGGAGUUGGGGCUGUUGUUCGUAAUUCAGCCGGUCGUGUUCUUGCUGCAUUGGCGAAACCAAUUAUCGGUAAUUUUGCAUCUCAUGAAAUGGAAGCAAAGGCUAUGUUUCAUAGCCGUAAUUGGGUUAUUCAGCUGCAAUUACCAAUUGCAAUUGUGGAGACUGAUGCGCUUCUAGUUGCUAACGCCUUGCAGUAUGGAUCUACUGCAAUUUCUUCCUAUCGUGAUAUUUUACUUGAUGUUUCUAGUCUUCUUUCCUUUCUCCCACAAGUGAAUGUUGUCCAUGCUAAACGCUCAGCCAAUAUGGUUGCUCACUGUUUAGCUAAGUUUGCUUUAGGGGUGGAUGAGACUUGCUCUUGGUUAGACGAUUUACCUCUAACUUUUUACUCUGUUAUUGUAAAUGACAUUCCUGUUUAA